UGAAAACUACCCUCAUAAAAUACUAUGUAAAACUGUCGAGAAAUAAUGUAACGUUUAUUUUUUCAUAAACAAAACAUAAAAAAUUGGAAUGAUUGCUCACGCGUUUACAUUAAUGUAAUGACAAAUAAUUCCCUCUGUUAUACUUUCGAUAGUGAAAGUAGUGUCGUGUUAAGUUAUUAGAUAAAACGAUGCAAUGACUCAAAGUACAUCAAGCAACGAAAAACUUCAUAACGGAGUCCGCACUGUCAGCGAGGAAAAACUUAUGGUCGUAGUUCGUGUGCGGCCAUUGCGGAAUGAUGAGGGCCCACGGAUCGUACAUGUUGUCAGUGAUAAGAUGUUGGUGCUAGAGGAAGAGGCUGACAGCCGACGCGAUGUUCUCCGUCAACGCAGAGUCAAUGACAAGCAUUACAUAUACGACAAAGUCUUUGGCGAAGAAAGUACACAGGAAGAGGUAUACGAGACAGUUUGUGCCCCGUUGGUGGCUGACGCGCUACGCGGGAUAGCGGGCGCGGUGUUCGCGUACGGCGCGACUGGAGCCGGCAAGACCUACACCAUGACGGGGCUCAUGGCGCGCGCUCUCUCACAUCUCUUCGAGUCCAUCGCUGAUAGUGACGACCCUGAUGCUUAUGAGGUAAAGAUGUCGUAUAUUGAAAUCUACAAUGAGAAUAUCCGCGACCUGCUCAAUCCGGGGGCUGGGCCUCUGGAACUUCGCGACGAGGGCGGCAAUGGAGCACCCGUCGUCGCAGGACUUAGUGAGGUGCGUGCAUUAGGCGCAGCUCACGUAGCUGAGCUGCUGACGCGUGGUGACCGCGCACGCACCGCGGAGCCGACGCACGCCAACCAACACUCUUCAAGAGGCCACGCCUUGCUGAGCGUUUCAGUGAGUAAAAAGGUGGAAGGUAGCAUACAGCGCGGACGUCUGUUCCUCAUCGACCUGGCCGGCUCGGAGAGAGCAGGACUGCGCUCUAGAAGACUGGAAGGUGCUCAUAUAAAUAGAUCUCUACUGGCUCUGGGAAACUGUAUCAUGGCGCUUUCAGGUGGAGCUAGAUACGUGAACUACCGCGACUCGAAGCUGACGCGGCUGCUGCGCGAGGUGCUGGGCGGGCGCUGCCGCACGGUGAUGGUGGCGCACGCGGCGGCCGGCGGCGCGCACCGCGACACCACGCGCUCCACACUGCACUACGCACAGCGCGCUGCAACCAUCACCAAUAGAGUGGAGCGUGAAAUAGUGGAGACUCCAAUGCAUUUGUCACAAUACCGGACGGUCAUCAACGAGCUGCGAGAGGAAAUAGCUCGUUUAAAAUUCAAGAUGAAAGAUGAUCGAUCGAGUAGGAGUAAGGAAGAACAGAAGAUGGAUGGGAAUGAAGUGAAUGACGAAGAGCCAGCGAGUGCGUCACACUUGAAAUCGUUACGUGAAGCUAUCGUGUCAACGUUCAAGCAACAGAUGAGGCUGAGGCGACGUCUCAUGGAAUUGGACAGUCACUUGCUUGGCUUGGCGCUGGACGCCGAGCGCCAGCACGCCGCCAUCUCCCACUGGGAGGCGAGGUUCAACAGGCUCUACAAGCCCGUCAGUAUCGGCACCAGGCUCAGCACUCAGCAAAGUUACAGGGGUGGUACGGGCGCGUCCGUAUCAUCCAGCGUGUCUAGUGUGGGGGAGCGCGCGGAGGCGGAGGUUGCUGUAGAGCAGGCGUGGGCGGAGCUCGCGGCCGUGGAGCGCGAGCAGGAGGCCGCCCGCAGCGAGCGAGCGCGUGUCGAGCGACAGCUAGAACAAGUGCGCCUACGAGGAGCACAACUGGAACAGGAGUUGCCGGCUCACAUCGGGAACGGUCCGGAGCGGGAGGUGCUGGCGCUGGUGUGCCGCGUGCACGAGCUGGAGGCGGACAAGCUGGCGCUGCAGGGCGAGAGGGCGGCGCGCGCGCACGACCUGCGCCGCCGCGACCUCGCGCUGCAGCGACGUGAUGCCCAGCGGCGACUCACUGACGAGAUCAUUACCAGGCAACGACGCGCUCUCGAAGAAGUGGGCGUGGGCAUCCAGCCGGAGCUGGCGCAGCUGUACGAGCUGUACCAGCAAGAGAUCCACGCCUCCACCUACACAGAGACCAACGAUAUCUACACGCCGCCAUACCUGUUGCCGCCCAUCUCCGCCAGUAUGUCUGAGCUGGGCUGGUCAGGCAGUUCAAGUGGGUCCGCACGUGGCUCUAGUUCGGGCUCCGGAGGCACCAUAGCGUUAGAAGCGCGUCUGCCGCGACUUGCUCCCACACCGCGUCCGCGGACUAAGUACAGUAAUGCUAGUGCAUCGACAUUAAAGCGAUACGCGAGCGAUGACAGCCUGGUUAUCGCGGCACCUCGUCGAAGUGAAGCCGCACCUUGAACGAGUCUUUCGAAUAUGAGAUAUGGAUUAAAAAUUGAGAACACUAGUUCCUUGAAACCCACAAUUUAAGGUCAG
Messenger RNA from Papilio machaon (common yellow swallowtail), 2446 nucleotides. RefSeq names its product kinesin-like protein KIF19 (gene Kif19A). Gene Ontology annotation, molecular function: microtubule binding; ATP binding; microtubule motor activity. The coding region runs from base 194 to 2371 and encodes 725 amino acids. The transcript is spliced from 15 exons. NCBI's taxonomy places the organism in Eukaryota, Metazoa, Arthropoda, Insecta, Lepidoptera, Papilionidae. Gene Ontology annotation, biological process: microtubule-based movement. The record is from RefSeq and is a predicted model, not a curated record.